Molecule: messenger RNA, 2684 nt
Organism: Hylaeus volcanicus
Lineage: Eukaryota; Metazoa; Arthropoda; Insecta; Hymenoptera; Colletidae
Gene: Eb1
Product: microtubule-associated protein RP/EB family member 1
Exons: 7
Coding region: 275-1141 (288 amino acids)
Biological process (GO): spindle assembly; protein localization to microtubule plus-end; regulation of microtubule polymerization or depolymerization
Cellular component (GO): microtubule plus-end; cytoplasmic microtubule; spindle midzone
Molecular function (GO): microtubule plus-end binding
Source: RefSeq, a predicted model, not a curated record
UUCUAGUAAUAUGGAUCAUGGAUCGGGAUCAGUUGUCUGAGUGGAAUGCACCCAAAGAUUUGAUCUCCUCCAUUAACGGAUAUCGGGAAUUCUUCAAUUUUGAACGUAUCUCAGAGGAACGAACUUGGAUACCGGCGGCUGAAAUCUUUAAAGUGUGGUUGUGUUCGUUUGUUAAUUUCUUUGACAAACGCGUAAAAGUGUUGUUGCUACGCAGUCAAUUCGGUGAAAUAGCCUCUAUCGAGUACACGCCGUUUACUAAAAGAAGGCUAGCAAUAUGGCUGUCAACGUCUAUGCAACAAAUGUUACAACGGAGAAUCUGAGUCGACACGAUAUGUUAGCCUGGGUGAAUGAUUGUUUGCAAUCAUCAUUCAACAAGAUCGAAGAGUUAUGUACCGGUGCUGUUUACUGUCAAUUUAUGGAUAUGCUUUUCCCUGGUAGUGUACCUUUGAAGAGAGUUAAAUUCAAAACUAACCUCGAGCACGAAUACAUACAGAAUUUCAAAAUUCUUCAAGGAGGUUUCAAAAAGAUGAAUGUAGAUAAGAUUGUUCCAAUUGAUAGGCUGGUGAAAGGCAGAUUCCAAGACAACUUCGAAUUUUUGCAAUGGUUCAAGAAAUUCUUUGAUGUAAACUACUCCAGAACAGAACCAUACGAUGCACUUGCUAUGCGAGGAGGAGAGCCCAUGGGUAGUGGUGGAAGUAAUGCAUCGCACGGCACUAACGUAAAACGCGCCACACCACGCGAUGCAAAUUCGCCUAAAUCAGCUGCUCGUAUUGGUGAGGGAACUGCGCCUCCUGCACUUGCAGCUAGUACCAAGUCUAUAAGCCAUAAUAUUAACAAAGUUGUUCCAACCCAUCGCCCACAAGUGAAAACAGCGGCAAUUGGAAAUCGUGGAGAUCCUGGAAAAGUUGAAGAGCUCAGUGCACAGGUGAUGGAGUUAAAAAUGUCACUCGAAGGAUUGGAGAAGGAAAGAGAUUUCUAUUUCGGUAAAUUACGCGAUAUCGAAGUUAUGUGCCAAGAUUGUGAUAAUCCUCCGCCAAUAAUAAAUAAAAUCUUAGAAGUCCUUUAUGCAACGGAGGAAGGAUUUGCACCACCUGAAGAAUUAGGGGACGGACUCGAGCCCGAUGAUACGGAAGAAUAUUAACUUCUCUUUUUGUACAAUCAUUAUAAAAAGAAUAACAGCAAAUUGUCCAAGUGCGUUUCAGUUUACUAUGUUUGUGAGCCAGUAUCAGUACCCUUUGCAUAAUUAAUAAGCUACUUUGUAUAGCUAUUUAAGCAUUUACGCCUUCAUUUUGUUACAAAGUUCACCGAGUUCAUAGAGAUUCGUACGUAAUUAGGAUAGAGAUACGUCGAAUAAUGCACUCGUAUAAGUUGUACUCUACAGGAAGUAAUUGUUAAGAACGAAACAGAGUUAGUAAUUUACAUAUUCUCAUAGUUCUUUAUCGUAUUACAAUAAUGGUAGAGCUUCGAACAUCGACAAGUCUCGAAAUACUAAGACAAAAAAAAAAAAAAUUAUCGAUGCAGAUAUUUAACGAUCAUCUGGGUCUAGUUUGUUAUACAGUGAUUUUAUGUUAACUAUGUUCAUUAACGUGUGGAUGUUUUUGUUUGUAUAUGCACUACGUUUUUAUCGGUAAAUAGGGCAAUCGAUCUCGUUGGUUUGUCCUUUCGUACCUCGCGUAAUUCUCCGAAACAUAGAUCUUCUAUCAUGCAUAUUUAGUGCUGUUCAACUCGUUCAAGCCAUUUACCUCGUGCAAUUAUGCAACAUGAAAGAUGUACGUAACUGAUUGUAAAGAAUAUUAAUUUUGUCAACCGUAGAACGAAAGAAUGAUGUAUAUUAAAGCUGAUACGAAACGCAUUAAAAUUGAAUUUCACAAGUUUUAUAAAUAUUUCUCAUCUUCGAUUUUAUGUAUGUCUUCACUUUAAACGCAUAAUUAUAAACUUGCAAAUGCAACAAAAAAUGGCAACUGAAAAUUUUUAAUGUACAUUUCUUCGAAAUAGAAUACAAAUAUAAUAAUUCACUUCGGUUCCCGGCAUUAAUUUUUGGAGAUGCAACAGAUAGUCUUAUGGUUCGUUGAAUUUUAAUCGAUGCGUGAGUUUAUUUGCAUAUUAUUGGUUGCGCGCGAAAGAGUGGUACUGCCAUCUUUGCAUCUCCAUGGUCCGUCUUUCAAGAUAAGAAUGGCCUUAAACAGCGAUAACAUUGAGAUUACAGAGAAAACUUGAAUUAUUAGAGCAAACGCAAAGUAUAUCCGGAUCCUCCGAUAAGUACGUUGCAAAAUCGCGAAGCAACGGAGCGCUUCGCUUUGGAAAAUUUGUAAAAUUAUGUAGCCAGAGUGUAUGAGAAACAACGAGCGAAAGUAAUUUGGCGCGUAAGCGACCUGUAUGCACAUAUCUGCUAUGUGUGUAUGGCUGGUGUACCUCUCGAAAUCGUCAGUUCACUUACAAAGACAAAUUAUGUAUCGAUUUUAGGUUUUUAAGAAUCGGAUUAACUAUAAGGAACGCGGCGAAUAUUGUUACUAUCGUUUGAGUAGGACGCGAAUCGCGCUACGAACGGCUGGUAACGACGGAAGAUGACACUUUAACUUGCGCUACGCCAUUGGUCUAUAUGUGCGUAUUCACUGAUCAUUGCGCGAACGUGCUUCAAAAUUGAAACUUUAUUGGUGAGGUAAUACACGUUUAAUAGAAUUCAA